UGAGAUUAAUCCGAAAAUGGCGUCUGCAAAGAAAGACAGCAUGAUCGCGGAGGACGACGAGUAUUUUCGGGUGAUAAUUAACGAAAGAUCAGUCGAUGACAUAUCUCUGGAUUUUUUCUACAAACCACAUACCAUCUCUCUUCUUGCAGCUUCAAUUUUGGGAUUGCUGUACACUGUUUUCACGCGAGAUGACAGCCUACCUGAGGAGAACAUCUGGAGCGGCAUCUGCUGCCUCGUCUUCUUCUUCCUCAUCAUCAGCGUCUUGGCCUUCCCUAAUGGUCCAUUCACACGUCCCCACCCAGCCAUAUGGAGGAUAGUGUUUGGUGUGAGUGUUCUAUACUUCAUGCUGCUGUUGUUCGUGCUGUUCCACAACAAGAAGGAUGUCCGUCACAUGUUGGUGUGGCUGUACCCAGAGCUCAGAGACGAAGGUCCUGAUGAGACGGAGUAUGCUGUGAACUGUUCCCAGAUCACAUGGGCGCGGUUGUCGUCGCACAUGGACGUGUUCGCGUUCAGCCACUUCAUGGGCUGGGCAAUGAAGGCGUUGCUCAUCCGGCACUACGGCAUCCUGUGGACCAUCAGCGUCAUGUGGGAGAUCACAGAGAUGGCGUUUGCCCACCUUCUGCCCAACUUCGCCGAGUGCUGGUGGGAUGCCUGGGUGCUGGACGUGCUGCUGUGCAACGGCAUCGGGAUCUGGCUGGGGAUGUAUGUGUGCAAGAAGCUGGAGAUGAGGAACUACCACUGGGAGAGCAUCAAGGACAUCCACUCAACCACGGGGAAGCUGGGUCGAGCCGUGCUGCAGUUCACUCCCGCCAGCUGGACCCACGUGCGAUGGCUGGACCCCAACUCCACCUACAUGAGGGUCAUUGCAGUGUGGAUCCUCAUCGUCUUCUGGCAGAUCUCAGAACUGAACACAUUUUUCCUGAAGCAUGUAUUCAUGGUACCGCCAUCACAUAUAAUCAACGUUAUUCGACUAGCAUUGAUAUGUGCAAUAUCAGCACCUUCCAUUAGGCAAUAUUAUGUGUACGUGACGGACACACGGUGUAAGCGGGUUGGAACUCAGUGCUGGAUCUACUGUGCGGUGACAUUAACAGAAGCCAUUGUGUGUGUGAAGUUUGGAUCUGACUUAUUUAAACAGACAGACUACUUGUAUGUUAUAACUUGGCUGUCAGUGCAGAUGGUUAGCAGUUUCAUCUGUAUAUUUGGGUGUGUUGUGUGGGGAAAGAACAAAUGGAAGACUGCAGAAGAACAUGACCCAAUCAUUCAACAGAAACGUGCUCCCACAAAUACAUCCACCAAUGGUAAACGUAACGGCAAGGAUCUCCCCGACCAUCUACAGAAGGAGACAAAUAAAGCCAAUGGAAAAAAGCCAGUCAAAACUUAAAACCUGCUGCUUUGGAUGUUGCUCCAGUGUCCAUCAGUGCUUACUGCUGCUGUGAGCCGCUUCUGUGAGCUGCCUCUUGUCAGUGUUACCAUUGUGAGCUUGUCAUGGUGUCCGGCACCUCGCCUUCAUUGUGAUGAGACUGAGAAUCAUGCACCAUUGUCACGUGCAGUGAACUGAGCCAUUCACAUCACCUGACACAUUCACGGAAGACAUUCACAUCACCUGACACAUUCACGGAAGAUGUCACAUCAACAAAUCAUCACAUGUACCGUGAAUGUCUCAAGAAGAAUCUGUUAGACAUUUUCAUGACAGAUGCAUUGUUUAAAGUUCAGGGUGCCGUUGUACAAAACAACCUCAGCGCUAAGAUGAUUGUUAGCCUAUGUUAAAGUAUAGGAGUUACAAUCACCUUAGCGCUACAACAGCACCCACAUAAAUUCCAACCAGACUCACAUCAUUUCUUCUAUUAACCUUUUUUCCCCCCAAAUCAGCCAGACAAUUGAACAUUCAUGUUUUAGAAGUUGCCCAUCAAGACAAAACCAGCCCGUCUCAGAUAAUCAAACAGGAAAGUAUUUUAAACACUGACAGAUGAAAUGUAGUUUCACUAUUGUGUAUUAUGCUUUAAAGAUCCGUUCAGGACAAUGGUAUGUGUUUGGCUCAGUUUCUGUGCUAUCCACUGAAUCCAUCCUGGUGCAGCAUACAUUGUUGAGUCGGCGCUUCUACAUGUGCACCAGGGCUUCACUGUAUAUAUCGCAUGGGUCAUUAUGUGAAAGGGAUUCAGUCAAGUGAUGAGUGUGUGUGUUCACAGCUAUUCAUCUAUGUUGGACGAGGAAUUUUUCAGAUGUGAUGCUGCUGCUGUAUCUCAGCUAAAUUAGGUGGUCAGGCUGUCACUUGAUUGACUGCGAGUCAUCAUACCCUGAUGACCUGGAUCACUGGAUUGUCUGGUCCAGACUUGAAAAGAUUUACCAGCUGCUGUCACAUAGCUGGAACAUUGCUGAGUGCGGCAUUUAACAAGAAACAAAAUGUAAGUCAGCUAUGACACAGUCAAUACUCUGAAUGUAUAAGUAUUGAUAGAAAAAAUGCCCUUCAUGUGCUUUUAUAUAUGUAUGUUAUGUAAACAAAAUUAUCAUUGUAUGUCAUAUAGUGAUUCGUGCUGAACAAUGAUGCAUACAUGUCAGUACGGCAUAAAGGGAAUUGUAAGGUUUAAAAAAAUAAAAGAAUUGGUUUUCAGGCAAUGGUUUUUGAAAAUAUACUUCGGGCGGGCAGUGUUGUUUUUUAUGGUUGUUCAAACUGGUAUGUUACCAAAUAAACAGUUGUGUCACCAAAUGAACAGUUGUGUACAAUCAGCAUGGGAAGGGGCCUCCCUACAUAAAUGUAUUCCUUGAUGAGUAAAAUACUGGAAUACAGUGGUUGACUACUAAUGGACUUGGAAUAUUUAAGGAUUUUUUUAGGUGUUUUGAAAAUGGAAAUAAAAACGAAACAUGCAGCGAACUUUAUGAUGAUGAGGGCGGUGCCUGAGAACCAAGAUUAUUUUAUUUUUUUAGCCUAAUCGACUCUGGGAUUGGUGCUUACCGAUGCCUUUAUCCUGCAUUUCAGUGGAUGUUCUUACUAAAGGAAAUAAAAGGGAAACACAUAACACAGAUAUUGACAGUUCCUAAAUGUGAAGUCCAUAUCAUGUGAAUCACAGUUUGUUCCACUUCUCUGUCAUCAUCCACAACCCAGUGUGUGGUUGCAGCCACAUCUGACUGUCAGGCAAGGGAUUAGAAGAGUUGUCUCCCUUUGUCUCACAAGUUGUUGGUCCAUUUUGGUAUUUUCACUGACAAGACACCAGCUUAUCAUUUCCUCCAAGGCAUCGACAGCUUUGCAUGUGCUUACUAAUUACUACUUAGAUCGCUUCAUUGUGUACACAGCCACAACUAAUUGAACUAAAGUAGUGCCAUAGGUCUAUACUACUAAAACAAAGUUUAAAGACCACCCAAUUCUUUCAUAUGUCCAUAGUUAAUACAUCAUACCAUGUCAUACCAUAGGCACUAUUGUACACACAUGGACCUUUAGUCUCCGAUGCAAGUCAAGGGAACAUUAGUAUUACAGGCAGAGACCAUGUAUUCGGAUGGACUCUGAAACAGGAUGUUCAUUUAGGAAUAUCCUGUUCUACAUACCUCAGACAUUUACAGCGACCUCCAUUUUUAUUUUUGUCAGUGCUUUGCAGAAAGUGCAAGGUUUUUUGUUUAUUUCAGUGUUGGCCAGUAAUCAAUGUGUGUGUAAGGUGAUUGUGAGACCUAUUGUAGGGUACACAUGCAUUAUACCGGACACUUAUCCACCAUGCUUGUUUGAUAAUACUAAUAAAGCUGCACGUGACAGAAUCACUUUUAGAAAAAUUUGUGAUAUGGUUCCAAAUGAGCAGAAUAUAAUGACCCUGUUUGCAUUUGUAUGGUUUAAUAAGAUAAAACCUUGAAAUUGAAUAUCAAAGCGAUGCAUAAAUGUCGUAAAAUUGGACAUCAACAUUGAAAAGUACUUGAAAACAGAAUUCCAUAAUGGCGUGCGACAACCUCAUCAGUGACAUCUGUCAGAGCCACAUUUCAGUGAACUCAUUGUAUUAUAUUUUGGUAAUUAAACAAUACAAUUACUUACGAAAGCAUUUAGUUUCAGCCCCCCAAACUCCCUCUUAUUUUAGUAUGGGAACAAAAAUGAGCUUGUGCACAUCCCUCACCAAAAUGGCGGAAGGUGUCCGGCAUCCUGCACUCUUGCCUUUUGUAGGAGUGUUACAGUUCCAUCUCCGUCAACAAGAUUUGAUGGUUGGUGCUGUACCACAGUAGAUUAUAUCUGGCUGAAAGUAGAAGCUGAAAAUACCUUUGUAACACAUGUGACGAUUGUUAUUAAAGGUUACAGCUUGUGGUUUCUUCUGGCAAGAAAAUUUGCCUACUUUAUGGUUAUUGAAAAUGAAAUCAUCAUGAAGUUUGGUCAAAUGAAAAAAUAAAUCUGCACUGGUCCUUUGUCACUCAGUCUGACACUGUAAUCAUGUGUUUUUCUUAGAUCAAUUAUUUUUUGUUGUUUUUAUGCUGUUUUUAUACUUGAGAACAUGCAUGUCUUGCUCUGGUACCAAUGUUUGAUAUUCACAGAAAGUCUGAAAGUUGCCAUGAUGUUCCUUGAUGCUGUUAUCAGUGGUAAAGUUUUGUGAAAGGGGCCAAUCCAGUCAUAUGGUGUGUGUGUGUGCGUGCGUGCGUGCGUGCGUGCGUGGGUGCGUAACCAUGGGGAUAGAAGUAACAUUUGUACAGAGUAAAAACAGUUCAUCUAAAAUAAAUGUCGAUGUUAGAACUGAAUGUUUUUGUACACAGGGCUUUAAUUUCUGUUGCUUCCAUAAGAGAAAAUACUUAGCAAUUGUUCUCAGAACAUGUUUUCGCUUUCUUCCAGAUAAUAGCAAAACCAUUCAUUCUUCCAAAAUUGGAUGUGCCAUGUCAGGUUAUAGAAUAAACACCAAUGCAGGAGCUUCUGAACCAUGCCAUAAACAUCGGUGAUACUUCUAGUCCUACGUUUACCCCGGCGAAGAGCCUUAGUCGGUCAGCACCUGGCCCAGUGUUGGAGGGUUACAUCAAACUGACAAAUAUCUGACCUGGGUCCUGUUUCACAAGGCGAUUGUAGCACAACGACAAUCGUAAGUCUGUGUUAGAGUAUGGGAGUUACGAUAACCUUAGCGCUAAUAUAGCUUUGUGGAACGGACCCUGUGCUGCAGGCCUUUCUCCCACAUUAGGCUCACAUGCACUGGUAUAACUGACAUACUUUUCAAACCCAUCUCCUUGGUUACACAAAGAAGCUGAACCGUGAAGAUCCGGGGUAGAAAAGGUCUUCAGCCACCCAUGCUUGCCGUAAAAGGCGACUAUGCUUGUCAUAUGAGGCAACUAACAGGAUCAGGUGGUCAGGCCCGCUGACUUGGUUGAUGCAUGUCAUGGUAUCCCAACUGCAUGGAUCAAUGCUCAUGAUGUCAAACACUGGAUUGUCUGGUCCAGACUUGAUUGUUUACAGACCGCUGUCAUAUAGCUGGAAUAUUGCUGAGUGCGGCAUUAAACAACAAACACAAAGUAGCUAAGGUGGUGAUUUGGAAGUAAGCAGUGAACCCUUUGGUACUGAUAUUGACAUACACAGAUCACUUGUUGGGAUACUACAGGUAAGUCAAGAAUACAACGAGUCCAGUAGCCUUGAAGGGACUGUAUAUAGUUGGGUGUGCCAAAUGUGGGUGUGUCAGUCCAUGUGUGAAGUGAUAAUGCAACGAAUGCCAUGGAAGGUGGCCAUGGAGACGAGUGUGUGCUUGGAGAUGCUUGUCAACUUUGAUUUUGUCAGUAUGGUCCUUUAAGAUGUUCUUUCCAUUUCAUUUUGGUUUGUAUUUGUCAUGAGCGAUGAAGUGGAACCUUAAAAUCCAUGUAUAUAUAUUUUCUGUACACUACGUACUCGGUUUACUAGUUGAUCACAUGUAAGAAACUUUGAAAUUAUUUGUGUGAUUAAGGGGACAGGGUCGGCUGUGUGGUCUGGGGCACUUCUAUUCGCAAUGCAGAGUUGCUUCCCUUGGCCUGGCCAGGAUCUUAUGAUCAUGGAUCCAAAUUCCACAUUCACCCUGAUUAUGAACCAUGGCUUGUCAACACUUGCCAGUUUCACCAAAGUGGUACGACCUGCCUCGCUUUGAGCUGCUCUGAGGUUCCCUUGAUGCGUCCUGUACAGUCAGAUGAGUGGACCAAUGUCUUAUAAAAUGUUGGAAACCAGUUUUUUAUGGCUGUACCUAGUUCAAGUGUUUUUGUUUUGUUUGAAUGUUGUUUGUGUUGAUAGGGGAUUAUUUAUUUGUGAAUGAUUUUUGAGCACUCAAGAGACUACUAUAGGUGCCAUGUCCAUUAUUAUCACAUCAAUUCCAUUUAUUGUUAUACAUAUAUAUGUAUGUGUGGGAAAUAACUUACAAUGCAUGUCAUUUAAGCAUAUUUUAUUGUAAGGGGUGCUCAUUUAAACAGAUUUCAUAUGAAGUAUACAUACAAAUUCCUUUGCUGUUCCGCAUUUGAAAAAUCACCAUGAAUAGCUGCAAAGUUGCUGAUGUGGUAUAAAGUAAUAAUCACUCACUGAAUAUCUUGAAAUCGGGUAGGUGCAUUUGAACAAAUAUGAAUAAUAAGACUGCACACAUGUAUUCACCCACCAAGUCUGUUUUGACACAAUAUUUAUGUUAUAACUUAAUGGGCUUGCUUCUUUCAAAAACUUCGGACCCUAGAACCAAGAUUAGGGGUUUGUUGCAAGGAAGAGUUUAGUAUUUUACAAGCACUUCAUUCACUUUUAAAGAACUGUAAAUGUUUGAAUUCAAAACCAUUAUCGUCUUCUAAAUAUAUUCCUAAAAAGUGGUAAAAGAGAGCCUAUUUUUUCAUGUGAUUAUAGUUAAUCUCUCCUUGCCAAGAUUAACUUUAGUCAUAAUAAAAAAUCGGGUUUUCUUAAAUCUUUUUUGAGUUGUAUGUUUUUCUUUCUGUCUCAGGAGAUAUUGACCAGAAUUUGGUAAGGGGAAUAUUGAAGAAAGGUACAACAGGUUUACUGAGACAAUUGAAAACUAGCCUUGUGAACUGAUGUAUCUUGUCAGUGUGACGACUGCUACGUGGCAGAACACAAUGCUUCGAUUUCUCGGGGAGGUCAAGUAGCCUAGUGGUUAAAGGGAUUGCUCGUCACGCCGAAGACCGGGGGUCGAUUCGCAACAUGGGUACUAUGAGUGAAGCACAAUAAAUUUCUGGUGUCCCCCGCCGUGAUUUUACUUGAAUAUUGCUAAAAACGCCAUAAAACCUUACUCACCUGCAUAAAUUUCUCCUCGUCCUGUGUGAACUUUUACACACAGUUACUAUUGUAAUAUUGCUCAUGCAUUUUCAGGUUUGUGAACAUUAGAAGUUACCAAAUAUGUGUUUAUUAUUAUGAUGAAUAUUUCUGAUUUUUAAGUACACUACCAUUAUCAUCUUGUAAAUUGAUGUUGAUGAAUAUCAUGAAUUGUUUGUAAUUGUGUUAGUGGAAACAGUGAAUGGUAUUUCAUGUUUAUUCCAGGGAGUUAUUAUUUAUUCACUAGAAGGAACCAUCUAAGCAGUGUACUUUGUUGUAUUCUUGUAUAAAUAUGCUGUAUUUGGGACAUCGAUGCUAACAACGGUUACAUUUACUAGUAAAUUGGUAUUUUCAGGUCUCGACAAAUAUACUGGUCCACCAUAGCCCUCUUGACUAAUGCCAGUAGAUAUUUUUAAUUUUAAAAUGAUCUGCCAACCUGUGAAAAAUAAGAAUUGUACAUCUCAUUAUUUUGUUUACCUGGUGACUAUGUGACAUAUUAAAGUGUUAAAACCUAGCAAAUAAUUUGUAAUUUUCUGUGGACUUGUGGUUUCUCUGUGGCGCUGGUCUUGUAGGCUUUUUGAACAAAUGAUAUUUGUGGAACUUGUUUGGGAGUUUGCAUGCAGCUGUAGAUGGCUGAAUGAUUACGGUUCUUUUCAGCUGAGGUUGUGCUUAUGAUAUCCGACCUGGAUGAUUUGUCAAGUAUAUACCCAUUGUACGCAUUACUCAGUUUAACUUACAGGAUUUCAUCAUCUUGUCAAUGUUGUCUUUCUUUCAAUGAGUCCUUCACCAUUUCUCCAUAAUUGCCAUGUUGAAUGAAGACAAAGCGGUUAACAUAUUCAUUGUUGGUUUUUUUAAUUGUUUUAUGACUUUUUCAAACAAAAAUCAAUUCAGCUUGCUGUAUGCUCAGCACUGAAAUAAUCAACAGAGACAGCAUUGUGCCAAUAUCAAGCCUGUCUUUAUGGAUCUGCCUCGUUCUGUGUUAUAACUGAGGAUUAUCUUUGCUCUUUGCAUUUAAAUAGAAGCACAUUUUACGCCUAUAUGUAUGCCAAGGUCGUGUUGAUACCAUUUUAAUGUCAUCAAACAUAUGUAAUUCAAUUAAUUCGAAUAUACUUACAUUUUGACGAGUGUGAAGUAAUUUUGUUUGUCACAUGCAUCAAUAUACAUUUUGUAUUGACCUAUAUUUUCAUAAGGAUGGAAUUUGUUCUUCAAAAUGUUUUUCUGAAUAUUGGUUUAUCAAAAUUGAACAGACCCAUGAGGCUGAACAUAGUAACAUAGGAGUUAUUUGCAUCAUGGUGCACGUGACAAGUCCAGGAUUACUUCCCCUGGUUUCCCAUCAUGCAUCAGUGUUUGUAGGUGCGUGUCAACCGCAGGGUUGCUUUUGCAGUAGGUUUAUGUAAGCAUGUGAGAAUUUAUUUGAAUAUUUAUUUGAAUAUUGUUUUUAGUUGUGUGAAUCCAUCAGAAUCUGAAUAAAAUCCUUAUGUCAGUGAAA
Molecule: messenger RNA, 8690 nt
Organism: Haliotis rufescens (red abalone)
Lineage: Eukaryota; Metazoa; Mollusca; Gastropoda; Lepetellida; Haliotidae
Product: phosphatidylserine synthase 1-like
Exons: 14
Coding region: 17-1381 (454 amino acids)
Biological process (GO): phosphatidylserine biosynthetic process
Molecular function (GO): L-serine-phosphatidylethanolamine phosphatidyltransferase activity
Source: RefSeq, a predicted model, not a curated record